This is a messenger RNA of Solanum stenotomum, 614 nucleotides long. RefSeq names its product DNA repair RAD52-like protein 1, mitochondrial. The record is from RefSeq and is a predicted model, not a curated record. Gene Ontology annotation, biological process: double-strand break repair via homologous recombination. The transcript has 4 exons. NCBI's taxonomy places the organism in Eukaryota, Viridiplantae, Streptophyta, Magnoliopsida, Solanales, Solanaceae. Gene Ontology annotation, molecular function: DNA binding. Bases 55 to 609 code for a protein of 184 amino acids.
CUUUUUUCAAGGCAGAAAUGGAGGGUUUUUGAGUGAAGUUGAAGGGGAAAAGCCAUGGCGUUUUCUUCAUUGCGUUCAACUUCUUCUUCUGUGUUGAAUAGACUCCGAUUGUGCCAGCGCUCCAUCUCUGCUAAGGCUUCUUCUUCUCCGAAAGACAAAGACAGAGACAGAGAGAGAUUGAUAUUUGAUUCAGAAAGGGAAACGGCGGACCUAACUUCAGGAAUCAGCAGACCACUUUCUGAUAUACUGAAAGAGCUGAACAAGAAAGUUCCAGAUUCACUCAUCAAGUUUCGCCAUGAACCUAAUGGAUUCUCCAUCAAAUACAUACCAUGGCAUAUUGUGAAUAGGAUUAUGAAUUUACAUGCUCCAGAAUGGUCUGGCGAAGUUCGAAGCAUCACCUACUCAUCUGAUGGAAAGUCAGUUUCAGUUGUUUAUCGUGUGACAAUAUAUGGGACUGAUGCAGAGAUAUAUCGAGAAUCAACUGGCACUGCUUCAGUAGAUGAUCCAGGUUAUGGGGAUCCAGAGCAGAAGGCAGAAGGUAUGGCAUUUCGUCGAGCUUGUGCUCGUUUUGGGCUGGGACUUCAUCUUUAUCAUGAGGACAUGUCAUAGACUGG